Messenger RNA from Pistacia vera, 1144 nucleotides. RefSeq lists its product as uncharacterized. The coding region runs from base 117 to 917 and encodes 266 amino acids. NCBI's taxonomy places the organism in Eukaryota, Viridiplantae, Streptophyta, Magnoliopsida, Sapindales, Anacardiaceae. The record is from RefSeq and is a predicted model, not a curated record. The transcript is spliced from 6 exons.
CUGUUCCAAAUUUUACUUUCAGACACGCAACGACAACCAUCACGAACUUAAAACGACAUCAAGAACAAACUCGAACGGCUUAGGGUUCCUACAAACAUUUCUCCGGAUCAAAAAUCAUGGGAGGCCACGAGGCGAUAGAGGUAGCGAAAACCGUCAUUGAGGUGGCUGACGUGGCAUGGAAAGCCGUCGAAUGUUGCCACCACCACCACGAGGAGACGGAAACCAAGGCCGUCUGUAGAGGAGAAUUGGAGUCUCUUAAAUCGGAGAAUCUCCGUUUAAGAAACUUGCUGGAGCAGAACCUUAAGUUACUUGAAAAUUUGUCAGAAUCGCCUUGUUUGUCAAACGACUGUCCUCCUGAUUUGUAUGCACGGCUAGUGGCUACCGUGGAUUCUGAGGAAUUCUUGUCUAGGCUAAAAAAAUUUCGUCAGGAAUCGAUUAAUGGAACUGGGAUUGAGUUUCCUUUCAAGGAGGCUACAGAUGAUUACGUGCGAUCGGCUGGAAUUUUGAUUAAUGUUGACCAAGAAAAUCCCAGUUGGUGGGUUUGGGUGACGGAUGAAAUGGUACCGAGUAAUGUCGAGGAAUGGAGUGGAAUUGAUGAUGAGAGUUAUGUAGUUGUUAGCGAGGAGCAUGUGGUUGAUGGGGUUGCUAAUUUCAUGGCUAAAUGCAUUUUUUCUAACCCAAAAGCUCAGAAUGUGACACCAGAGGAGCUGCAGAAAAUUCUGGCAAAAGCAUUAGGUGGUGGGGGCAAAUUGAGCAAAUUAGAGAAGAUUUUUGGUAUCUGGCAUGCUGGAAAGAUGUUUUAUGCUCUUUCCACCUGGGGACUUGCACUGACAGGGUUGUAUAGGAGUCGUGCUGUACUGAAACAUGCUGCAAUGGGUGCUCACAUGGCCAGCAAAGUUGUUCUGAAGGCCCUCUGAAGAUAUCCACUGAAAUGAAAUCACGAAAUGGUGUAAAUGAACUAUAUUAAUGGUAGGAACCGGGUUAUCAAUUUGUUUGGGGAGCAACAAAACUUGAUAAUUCUCGAUUUAUUGUCAAGUGUGCAUUAUUUUAAUUUGUUAAUGCUGUAAAUAUGUUGGCUUUGUGUCAUGUUCUGUCAAUGACAUUUAUAUGGAUUGAUUCAAACUCAAUUCUUGGUAAAUAUAUU